AUGUCUGGUGAACUGAUCAUUAAGGAUCAGCCCGCCGACGGCUCCGAUGCCUUUGCUCUGCCCCCGGCAGCUCUAAGUCCCGCCAAGGGGGACUCGGCCAGCCGGCGCUCCUCGCGAUCAGACCCAACUUAUGUCCCCGCUUCCCCGACAUCCCCCGAGCUCACUGCUCGGGGACGCUCAUCCCAACAUGCUCGGUCGGGAACGGCUACCAAGCGACCAUUGGAGGACCUGGAUCUCCCUCCUCCACCGACUCGCACUCGCAAAAUCAUCCAGAUGAAGCCCAAAUCACCAGCAACUACUAAGUCUCCUGCAAAGCCCAAGGAAUCCGCCAAGGGAGCAGCUCAGACCGUAUCUGAACCCGCCAAUGCCAAUGCCACAGCCUCCAAGAAGAAGCAGCCGAGUGCGACCAGUGCUGCUGGUCGCAAGAUUGCCCGCAAGACAGCUCACAGUUUGAUUGAGCGCCGCCGCCGGUCCAAGAUGAAUGAGGAGUUUGGAACACUCAAGGAUAUGAUUCCCGCCUGUCGGGGUCAGGAGAUGCACAAAUUGGCAAUUCUUCAGGCCAGCAUCGACUACGUCAACUACCUGGAAAAAUGCAUCCAGGACCUCAAAUCCGCCGGCAGUGCCCACCCAACAGCCGCACCUCCAUCUCCUACCUCCCCAGAAUUCAUUGCCGAGACUGGUACAGACACUCUCAUGCACCAAGCACCACAACGUCCUCCUUCUUCUACAUACUACUCCUCCGCCUCCUCCGUCGCCUCCCCAGAAAUCCUGCCCCCCAACACUCACAUCUAUGAUGCAUCCCCAUCAUUUUCUCCCCGCACGAGGAUGCCCUCCGUCCACACUCUCCCCGAUGCCCCCUCAAUUCUGCCUAGCCCUGCCCUGGGUCCUAGUCACCCGUCCAUGGAUAAACUCCAUGAACUUCAAGGCAUUGACCACGAAGCAUCCGCUGCGCUGCUGAUGCUGACACGAGACCGCCGUGGUACGGCAGACUCGAUCAGCGAGCACUUCUCCGGUAGCACAACUCUGUCAACGUCAGAAGACAGUCGGAUGAGUGUCGACUCCCAAAGGAGAAAGGGUAUGAGUGUGCGGGAUCUUUUGAUCUCAUAG
Molecule: messenger RNA, 1107 nt
Organism: Penicillium cataractarum
Lineage: Eukaryota; Fungi; Ascomycota; Eurotiomycetes; Eurotiales; Aspergillaceae
Exons: 2
Coding region: 1-1107 (368 amino acids)
Molecular function (GO): protein dimerization activity
Source: RefSeq, a predicted model, not a curated record